AUGGUGAAUGCACAGAGGAAAGAUUGGUCUAAGAAGUUAUAUGAUGCGUUGUGGGCAUAUCGGACUGCGUAUAAGACACCCAUAGGGACCUCUCCCUAUCACAUGGUAUUUGGGAAAGCAUGUCAUCUUCCGGCGAAAUUAGAACACCAAGCUUAUUGGGCGAUUAAGAGGUUAAAUUUAGACCCCGAGCUGGCCGGUAGAAAGAAAGUGAAUCAGUUGCAUGAACUUGAGGAGUUUAGGCUCCACGCGUAUGAGAAUGCCAAGCUUUACAAAGAAAAGACGAAGAGGUGGCAUGACAAGCACAUAGUUGCUUAA
Messenger RNA from Solanum stenotomum, 315 nucleotides. RefSeq lists its product as uncharacterized. The record is from RefSeq and is a predicted model, not a curated record. The transcript has a single exon. The coding region runs from base 1 to 315 and encodes 104 amino acids. NCBI's taxonomy places the organism in Eukaryota, Viridiplantae, Streptophyta, Magnoliopsida, Solanales, Solanaceae. Gene Ontology annotation, molecular function: nucleic acid binding.